AUGCCUCACGCCGAUGCCUCAUACUUCUUCCCCGGCUCUUCCAAGGCCGAUAUCUACCAGCAAGUGCUAGACCAAGCAGAGGGUCUUCUCUCAGGACAACGCAAUUGGGUCAGCAACCUCUCUAACGUCUCUUCCCUUCUCUGGCACGCCUACGCCGCCCUCCCCGCCCCCUCCUCCUCCGUCAACUGGGCCGGCUUCUACAUCCGCGAUGACAAGUUCCCCGCCCUCGCCUCGCCCAUCUCCUCUCCCCCUCUCAGCGGCACAGACGGCGUCCCCGGCGUAACAAUCUCCACCACAUAUGCCUCCCCCGAAAACCAGGUCCUCCUCCUAGGCCCCUUCCACGGCAAGCCAGCUUGCCAGGAGAUCCGCUUCGGCAAGGGCGUGUGCGGCACCGCGGCCGCAAACCAAGAAACUAUUAUUGUGCCAGACGUCAACGAGUUCCCGGGACACAUUGCUUGUGACGCCGAGAGCCGGAGUGAGAUUGUUGUUCCGAUUGUUAUUCGUGGAGAGACUGUUGCUAUUAUUGAUAUCGACUGCACUGAGCCUUCUGGCUUCGAUGACGAGGAUAAGAAGUACCUUGAGCUCCUUGCUGAGAUCUUGGGUAGAAGCUGCGACUGGUAG
This is a messenger RNA of Penicillium verhagenii, 621 nucleotides long. Its product is annotated as GAF domain-containing protein. The transcript is spliced from 5 exons. Gene Ontology annotation, molecular function: L-methionine (R)-S-oxide reductase activity; protein binding. NCBI's taxonomy places the organism in Eukaryota, Fungi, Ascomycota, Eurotiomycetes, Eurotiales, Aspergillaceae. Gene Ontology annotation, cellular component: cytosol. The record is from RefSeq and is a predicted model, not a curated record. The coding region runs from base 1 to 621 and encodes 206 amino acids.